AUGUUGGUCCAUUCGCUCCUCAUCGCAGGAUGCACGGUAGCCACCGCUGCUGGCAGCAGACAUCUCGGAUACGACUUCAAGCCGAAGGAAUCAUCACUCCAAUCCUUGAAGCGUGAUCUGGUCAAUGUCGGCGUCGGCGUUGGAGCCGGCGUUUCGCAGCGGCAAGAUGGUCGGUCUUCGACAGACACGACGGUCCCGUGCAAUUCGACCAUUCCUAACAACACUACGGACACUUCGUGUGGACAGCUUGUCGCCGGUUCUCAGAACUUGGACGGUUUUGGGGGUGUACCUGCUGCGCUGGCUUAUCAAUGCUUGAUGAGCAUUCCGUUCCAUCAAGAAGACGCUUUAUUCCACAUCGAAACUCUCAUGCCCUACAUUGGCUACCAUGCCGACCUUACAUGGGUGGCCAAUCCUCCUGAGGAAUACGUGGCCAACGUCAGGGCCCCAUUCGACAUCCUUGGCUGCUUCAACGACUUGAAAGCUGCGGUGACAAGUGGACUCUACACUUCCGAGUACUUGUUUAGCCUUGACCUCGAAAAGUGCUUCGGCCUGGUACAUUUCGCUAAGACGUACAGCCUCAUUUCGGCUUCGAGUGAUGGAGAAUCUCCCCCUGCGAUCUACGUAUACGACGACAUCAACGCCAUCAUGCAUGGUGCGACCUUCGAGCCGAGCCCAAUCGUGAAGAUCAACGGCGAGGACGCUGUGGAAGUCCUUCUGGAGGCAUCAAAGGCGGCGCCGAUACAAGACCCCGACGCGGCGUGGAAUAUCCUGUUCGGUACCUCGAUCCGUCAAUUCGGUCUCUUUACCGCCCGCGUACCCACGAAUGCCUGGUACCCCGGCCCAAACACGUCGUACGAGUUUGCCAACGGAACGCAGCUGAUUGAUCAAACCUUGGCGUUCCUUGACGAAAGCAUCACGCCUAACAAAUCGAUCCAAACCGGCGAGGAUUUUUACCAAAGAUUUGUCGGAUGGUCGACUACCUGCGAUGCGGAUGGCGCCGGCGCGGUAUCAGUCUACGAAUAUUCUGUCUGUGACAAAGCAAGGCCCAAAUCUAGCAGCACUGACUCCUCGGGCGAUGACACGAGUAGCAGCGAUGGUGCGGACAGUCCGCCGCCUGGGCCUUUGACGCCUCCUGAUGGAUGGCCCGUGCCGGUGGUCUCUCUUAACGACUCCCUGGUGUGGGGUUUCUUCCCCGAGGCAGAGGGCACCCAAGACGUUGCUGUCCUCGUAUUUGCUUCCUCCGCGGAUGUCAACGACGAUCCAUUCGACGACCUGGCUGUGGCCGACUUCCUUGGAGAGUUCUACCAACAAGCCGCAGAUGCAAAACGCACGAAGCUCAUCAUCGACUUGUCUCAGAAUUUGGGCGGCUUCGACGUAGUACGUUACCUAUACAGUGCACUUUUCCCAGAUCUCCCAGCCCCGAUAUGGGGAGGCACCGCGGCCGCCACCGACACCUUGGACUUGAUUGGGCAGGAAUACAGCUAUAGCUUGGGUGUUUCUGAUCCCAAUUCACUGCAAAGAAUCUCCGAUUAUGAAUCCUACAACUACCGCACGGAUGUCGAUAUCAACGGAAACAAUUUCACCUCAUGGGAGCAAAAGUUUGGUCCAAAAGGCUCGCCUUUUACUCCAUACUGGAGAAACGUGGAUUGGCCUGUGAAAACACCACGAAGCCCCUUCAUACCCGAGGACACUGUCCUGCUCACCGAUGGGAUUGUCGCUUCAUCCGGCGCCACUCUUGCCGAAGUGCUGAUGCUCCAAGCAUCCGUCCGGACAGUUGCGUUCGGCGGCCGGCCUGGCGUCCAACAAAUGCAAGCCGUUGGCGGGACUCGAAGUUUGGAAUCGAAAACAUUCCUCAGCUUGUUCCAAGAUGUUGGAUCGGUGUUCUUGGAGGGCAAGCUGCACGACGCUGCUUUCUACAACAAGUAA
Molecule: messenger RNA, 1926 nt
Organism: Zymoseptoria tritici IPO323
Lineage: Eukaryota; Fungi; Ascomycota; Dothideomycetes; Mycosphaerellales; Mycosphaerellaceae
Exons: 4
Coding region: 1-1926 (641 amino acids)
Source: RefSeq, a predicted model, not a curated record